CUGUCUGUUUUAAUGUUUAUUUUCAGAUGCUCAUUCGGUUAGAUGUGAGAAGAACCGAAUAGCUCCUGGAAAGCAUUGCGAAAGAAUUGGGGUUGCUGAGUCUUCUGGUCAAAGAGUUCCUCCUGGCACGAGUCCUGCAGACGUGCAAUCAUGUGUUGAUCCAGAUUCUGUGCAGUCGAUGGUUGGAAGUACGAUGUUGCAAUUUGCAAAAACGAGGAAGCUAUCUAUUGAACGGUCGGAAUUGAGGAACCGUAGCCUCCUUCAGAAGAGAGAGUUCUUUCACUCUCAUCGAGCUCAGCCCAUGGCUCUAGAACAAGUACUUUCUGACAGAGAUAGUGAAGAUGAAGUUGAUGAUGAUGUGGCAGAUUUUGAAGAUAGAAGGAUGCUUGACGAUUUCAUUGAUGUGACCAAGGAUGAGAAGCAGAUGAUGCAUAUGUGGAACUCGUUUGUGAGGAAGCAGCGAGUAUUAGCAGAUGGUCACAUUCCAUGGGCAUGUGAAGCGUUUUCAAGAUUGCACGGCUCCAUCAUGGUUCGAAUACCGCAUUUGAUCUGGUGUUGGAGAAUGUUUAUGGUUAAACUGUGGAACCAUGGCCUUCUUGACGCCAGAACCAUGCACAACUGUAAUGUCUUUCUCGAACAGCUCCCAAAUUGAAGACCCAGGAACACUAUUUAACUAGAAGAAAAGUGUAACCAUUAAAAUGUGAGAGAAUAAGAGUUUUGUGUCUGAUUUUUAACCACUUUGGUCCUUUGAUCUGUGAUUGUUUUGGCUGUACACUAUUUCCAGUGUUAUUAAUUUACAUUUUCUCAUCCAGGAUUAUGUUAAUUUACAUGAUUUAUUAGUCCACAUUUUUUUUUA
Molecule: messenger RNA, 856 nt
Organism: Brassica rapa (field mustard)
Lineage: Eukaryota; Viridiplantae; Streptophyta; Magnoliopsida; Brassicales; Brassicaceae
Product: polycomb group protein EMBRYONIC FLOWER 2
Cellular component (GO): nucleus
Molecular function (GO): chromatin DNA binding
Source: RefSeq, a predicted model, not a curated record